UCCUGGGCGCCAUGUCGUGCUUCCAUGGCGUAGAUUUUUUGCGCUGAGACACGCUGGUGCUUAUAAGUGGCUUUUAGCAGCAGAUUCACCCUCGUCAUCCUGGAGUUCUCGAGCUUGCUGGCCAGCCAGCUUACUACAUAUAUCCUCGUAAAUGUAGCAUCGAACGUCUUACAUGAAUAGCAUUCUAAUCAUGUAUUCUGUUUGUUUCCUCUUUCUCAUAUCGGCUUAUUAGGGGUUGUGCUUGUGGUUUGGGGGAUUCUAGAAGGGUAAGGAAGGACAAGUAUGCACAACUCUGGGAAAUUAGGUCCCAGUGUAAUCCUUGUUUAGCAAGUGGCUGUUAUUGAUCGAUUACUUGGUUGAGGUUUUAGAGUAAUCUGUGACUGUAUAUGAAUAUUUUUUGGGUCUUCGGAGCUUGUUUUCUGCAAGAUAGUGAGCGCUAAGAGUAGUAAAAUGUGGUUUUCCUGUAUCAGCAGAUGCGGAUGGGUUAAUGAGGUGUCGAAGCUCGUACAAAUUCUGGGGAUUAAAAUGUUACACCGGAAAAUUUAGUUAUAAAUUUAACGGCCUCUCUGUUGUACCAAUCGAUGAGGUUGUUGCGAAAUACGCGCGGGCUGAGCCGAUAUGGCAGCUUGUGUUCUCCGUAAUCUGCGAUCAGAAUAGAGGUAAAGUUUGAAUCGAAGAUUUGUAGUUUCGACCGCGCUUGUUAUUCGUUCACUGCCCAAGGCACCAAGUUCUAGUGGCAUGGACGGGGACCAUGUCAUUCUUGGGCUCACUGGAAACGCCAAACUUGGGCAGACAGAUGACAAUGCUCUAGGGCAUGGCGAAAAGGGCAGAGCUGGUUUUGACGGCGUGGACAAGCCUAUUCAUGAUCCCAACCUGAAUGAUGACGACGGAAAACCUCGCCGCAAAGGGACAGUCAUUACUUCGGCAGCCCAUAUUAUAACGGCUGUCAUAGGUUCUGGUGUUUUGGCGUUGUCAUGGAGCUUCGCACAAAUGGGGUGGAUUGCAGGACCAAUUGUCCUUCUUGCUUUUGCUUGGUGUACCUACUACACCUCUCGACUCCUCGCUGAUUGUUAUCGGUCCCCCGACCCUAUCCACGGGAAGCGUAACUACAUAUACAUGGAUGCUAUCAAAGCUAAUUUAGGGAGAAAGCAGCAGUUGGUUUGUGCUUGUGUUCAAUAUAGUAACCUUAUUGGCACAAGUAUUGGCUACACUAUUGCCACUGCAACCAGUGCCAAGGCAAUUCAGUAUCAGAAUUGUAUUCACGACAAUGGACCUGACGAUCCAUGCCUGACGUCAACAACAGUUUACAUUGCGAUAUUUGGAGUCAUCCAGAUAGUCUUAUCACAAAUUCCAAAUUUUGGCGAGCUUUGGUGGCUUUCUUACCUUGCUGCUGCUAUGUCGUUCACAUAUUCCUUCAUUGGGUUGGGACUCGGUAUCUCAAAAGCUGCAACGGGAGAGAAUUCUCAUGGAAGUUUGGGCGGUACAUCCGUUUGCUAUCCUUCAAAUGGUGAAACAUGCUUCACACGACCACAAAAGACGUGGAAUGUGUUCACCGCUCUUGGAAAUAUGGCUUUCGCAUACUCUUUCUCCAUGAUACUUAUCGAGAUUCAGGACACAAUAAAAAGUCCCCCUUCUGAAUCCUCUCAGAUGAAAAAAGCCACGUUACUUGGAAUCAUAACCACGACAUUUUUUUACAUGUCGGUGGCCAUAGCUGGGUACGCGGCAUUUGGUGAUGCUGCACCAGGGAAUUUGCUCACUGGAUUCAGUACUCCAUAUUGGCUUGUGGAUUUUGCUAACACCUGCAUUGUGAUCCAUCUUAUCGGUGCCUAUCAGGUUUACACUCAACCUGUAUAUGCCUUCGUGGAGCGAUGGUGUUCUCUGCGAUGGCCCAACAACUCAUUUCUCAACCUGGAGUAUAAUGUUAGACUGCCAGGAAGGCGCAAUUUCAGAGUGAGCGCAUUCCGCUUGAUCUGGCGUACCAUUUACGUCAUUAUCACCACCAUAAUUUCAAUGUUAAUCCCAUUUUUCAACUCUGUUUUGGGAAUCCUUGGGGCCAUUGGGUUUUGGCCAUUGACAGUUUAUUACCCGGUGGAGAUGUACAUUAGGCAAACGCACGUGCAGAGAUGGAGCCAUUUUAAUAGGAGAUUGCAGACGAGCAUUUUAUUCAACCUGCUCGUGCUACUGUGUGAUGGGUAUUAUGAGGGCGGUUGAGGACAAUUCAGCAAGGUAUAACAUUGUUCUUAAACCAGUGUGAGAAAGUUACUUGGUAAAUGGAAUUGACCAGUCACUUCCGAACCAAGAACAAACACUUUGUGCAAUCAUGUUUAAGCCAGAAGCCCUUAAAGUGGGAACAACUCUUUCUACUUACA
Messenger RNA from Physcomitrium patens, 2369 nucleotides. NCBI's taxonomy places the organism in Eukaryota, Viridiplantae, Streptophyta, Bryopsida, Funariales, Funariaceae. The record is from RefSeq and is a predicted model, not a curated record.